AUGGCUGCUAUCGCUGUGCACGUGAAUGCGACGGAAGAUUUUGUGGAGAAUUUAGCUCGUCAAAGGUUUUUCUCAUUCAAUGCAUUUCAAUUCGCUUUGAAAGCGUACCAGACGAAACAUUUCGUUGUUUUCGUCCGUAUAAACUCCAAAAAGAGCACAGACAUCCCUGCGGAUGAAGCAGAAGCCGUGAAAUUCGUCGCACCUAGUAACUUUUGUGUACGUUGUAUCACAUGUCGUACUGAUUGUCCGGCAAGGUUCUACGUUCGCCGGUACCAUGGCUGCUUGCGGGUUACUUCCUACUACCUGGAGCACAACCAUCCACGCAGCAAGUUUAUUUUUGACAGGCUCCCCAUCAACUGGCGACUGACAAAUGAUGAAUUAAAGGAGCGUUCUACCCUUUUGAAAUACGGUGCUCCGUCAUCGGAGACUCGGCAGUACGUCGCCGACCACUUUGGAAAGACGUUUCCCGGACGCCUGCGCAAGCAGCUUGAUCGGUUGGUUGGCAAACUGAAGCUGCUGGAAUCGCGUAAGGCUGCUGGGUGCAUGAAGCGUCUGAUUGUCCAAAGUCAGCUGAUGUUGCAUCAAAAUGCAAUUAGUGCAAAGGACAAUCAGCCUCUGGUGUUAGAUGGAAACUGCAACCAACCACGGUGGCGUUCGACAUCAAACGACGCUGUUCCCUGUGGUCUCUGUGGCCAGCCGACUGACCGUGCUGUUUGGUGGUGUCAACGUGAUCGACUUCCAUAUCACCGUUAUUGCUGCGGCAAUGGGCCCUGCCGCUGUGUGGAGAAAAUCUUCAGGCGCGUCCACCAAACGAAAGUUUACAAGGAACUUCUUUCGCAGAACGAGUACCUCGCGACAUCCAUCGCGGGUCCUCUGGCUGCGAAGAAAGUCGUACAACUUUCUGACUCGGCUAUGAAGACCGCCACAGCGUCUCUAGUGGACAGGCGCCUAGGGGAAAACAGACUGAUAAUCUGGGAGUCAGUCACCGGAAAUAUCACGCCAGUGAAGCUGGCACAAUCGAUCCUUGGCAGUGUCCUCAGCAGGCCUGAUAAAGCGCUCCACGCAGAAUGGCUACGCCAAAAGGGAAGUAAGCGAACUCUUGGACUUCUAGUCACACUUUCUUCCCCAUCAGACGUACAUGAGAUCUUGGAGCGGGCUGGCAGCAUUCAAAAGGCUAACCCAAUGAUCAGGCGCCUAUCCGAGUAUUGUCCUCUAGACGCGCGAAAGCUUGGUCAUAGCAGGUCAGGGGUGGAAGCACGAAACAGGCUUCCACCGGGCACCAAUUCAGCCGACCCCAAACUCAUGACGGAGCCGAUUGUGGUCAUAUCCCCCUGUGUUCCCGAAAGCAGGCCGACGAAACCAGCUGCGUCUCCAGACAGCAGUUUUUAUUCGACCACCACAGGUGUCUCGCCCACCAAAGGCAGGGAUGCCCUGGAGGAGGCAAACCCCACAUGCAAGCAGCGCCCAAACUACGUGGAGCUAUCAACGCCUAUCUCCGUAUCAGAGGAUACAGCUGCAGACGUGGGCUCCUCAACAAAGUCACAGCCUCUGAAAUGGACUGAGUCAGAUGUGCGGGGACAAGAAGCGAAGCCAAUCUCCAGCUCCACUCCGUCAAAAGCGGCCUCUCUGCUUGGAAAAAACUCCGUCCCACAAAGCCAAAAGGCCCGAGCAAACCGAGCUCUCACGGAACGAAAAAACCUCGCAAGCGAAAAGCACCCCCAGAAGCCACGAAGACAGGAAGCAGACAACAUCGCCCCAGGUGCCUAUUUGGAGCCUUGGACUCUAACCCGGUGGACAACUAUUAAGUCUGCUAACCACCCCGGUCACUCAACUUUCGGCUCCUUACCCGCGGAGGCAGCAGAGACAGUGUUGAAAUGUCUGUCCACAAACUGCCUCAGCCUCUUCAACGAACUCGGCGAUUUUAAACGGUCAGCUUGCAUUGAGCAACCAUCCACAAUCGCAUUCACAGAUACCUGGCUCACAUCAGAUGUCUCCGACGCGGAGAUCUCGAUGGACAGUUACCCCAUUUUUCGAGCUGACUCAAAACGAGGGAGGGCUGGCGGGGUUGCUCUGUACUUACAUGCGGCCCUACCAACCCCGAUUGUCCCCUCUGACACUACCCCUGCACAAUUUGCGUUGCACUGUGGGUUCAAAUCCCACUGUGCGUGUCCGAUUCUCUCCUUCUCGGUGUGGUCUACCGUAGUCCUUCGAGUCCCCCUGAAGGUAACCAAUUAUUCAUACAAACCCUUGAGCAACUCCUCCAACUACCACUUCGCUCAUCUGCUGCGCGUUGAAUCAGGACUUUUCGCAGCGGCGCUGUGUGAAAUCGUUCUACAGAGCGCUUGGACUCAACAUGUUGUUGCAACCACCAGAUACCGCGCAGGUCAACUACCAUCCCUCUUGGAUUUGGUCAUCACCAACGAAAGACACUUCGUUGAUCAGGUAACAAUUAACGCUCCACCGGGUCAUAGCGACUACUGUGUGCUGACCUUCGAUUUCAUCUGCUAUUGGGCCAGAAAUCCCAAACCUCAAACGUUGUUCCGAGACUUCUGCCGUUCAGAAUUCUCAGGAAUACGCAUCUUCCUUGAACAAGUCACACUGGGACCAGCUCCGGUGGAAGAACUGUAUAGCACCAUUGUCCAGAAAUUUCACGAGGCUGACGCGACGCCCAUAAGCCUCACUAGUGCGCCGUGCAAGGUGAUGGAAUGCAUUCUGAAGCGAACUAUCGUAGAUCGCCUUACUUCCGGCAAUCUGAUAUCUCCAGCUCAACACGGAUUUCUCCCAAACCGUUCUUGCGUGACAAACAUGCUCGUGUUUAUGGACAGCUUAACCCAAGCCAAGGACGAAGGACUCAUAUCGGAUGCCAUAUUUUUCGACUUCUCAAAAGCAUUUGAUAGGGUCCCACACGUCCCGCUGCUCCACAAACUCGAGUCUUACGGGAUUCAAGGGAAAAUCCUUCGCUGGAUCAAGGCGUUCCUAUCAGACAGGUCAUUCCGAGUGAGAAUAGGCUCAACCUAUUCCUCUCCAGCGCCGGUCUCCAUUGGAGUUCCUCAAGGCUCCGUCUUGGGACCACUCCUGUUUCUGAUCUACGUCAACGACCUCCCAGACGUUCUUGCGAGUCCAUGUUUACUUUUUGCGGACGACUUGAAAUCCUGGAGUUCCAAUGCCAGCGCCCUCCAAAUGGAUGUAGACGCUGCCAAGCAGUGGUCGUUGGACUGGCACCUUCCUCUGAAUGAUGAAAAGUGCGUCCAUGUGUCGUUUGGAGGGGAUUCAGCGAAUGCCUUUGUUAUGCAUGGUGAAAAGGGACCAGAAAACAUCAUGAGGAUAGAUGCCAAAAAAGAUUUAGGCAUCUGGGUCUCCUCAAACUUGUCCUUCGCACUACACCAUGAGAAAUCGGCCCAAAAGGCAUUCGCCGUUUUACGGAUGAUCCGACGUACCUUCUCCCGUAUUACUCGCAUGGACUUCCAAAUACUCUAUGGGGCCUACGUCAGACCGCUCCUGGAGUACGCCAACCAAGUUGUCUACUCAGGACGUACGAAAGACGUUACCCUCAUUGAGCGUGUCCAGCGGGCCGCCACGAGAAUGGUUGCCGGCCUCAAGUCCGUGGACUACGAAACGCGUCUCGCGACGCUUGAUCUCUUUCCCCUGGAGUACCGUCGCCUCCGAGGGGACCUAAUUCUUACCUACGCCCUGUUUGAACAAAGCUUGGCAAACAGGUUUUUUACCGUUGACCCAGCAAACACCCGGCGGGGACAUACGCCACUGGUUGCUCAACACAAAAGAGUGCGAAGAAAUGCAAGGACCGUUAGCGCUGCUGCCGUUCGGCUCCCCUUGCUCACAUCGAAACGAAAUCUUACGCUGGUGCUUUUUCCGGAUGUUGAUCUGAUCGGCGCAUCUGCGCGGUUGACUGUUGGUGGGGUAGAUCAUCCCAAGGGUCUUUCAGGUUUCGCUGAUUAUAUAUAUCGUGGUUAUGUAGAUUCUUAUCCAAGAAGCAUUGUGUUCGGUAGCAUCAUCCAAGGUGUGUUUCGUGGUACGGUUUCUUUGGAUAUGUCUUUGCGUGACACCUUCUAUAUCGAACCAGCCGCAAAUUACUUCGAUUACAAAACAAACUUUCAUUCCAUUAUGUAUCACGAGCAGCAUGUGAAAUUUGAUGGAAAUAGGCGUGUAAGGCGCAGUACCACUGACACCGACACUUUCAACUUCUGCGGACUUUCAAAUCCAGAUAUCGCUCGGCGGAUGGCGGAACUACGAUCGCCGAUUUCCGGAGUUGAUGUGAACACUAUCCCUAGAAGAUCUCGGCGUGCUGCAGCCCUGCAACCUCUCAACGUGGAACUCGGUGCAUCUCGACUGCAUCCAGACUUUCAGCGCGGCCACCCUAGUGCUUUUACCGAUUACCGUCUUGUGAACCCCUAUACUCAACGUCAGUCUGCACCAGUUGAUGGCGCGAACACACGCGUAUGCAACCUUUAUUUACAGUCAGAUACAUUUUUAUGGGACAGGGUAAUUGGGAUGCAACACAUUCGCGGUAACAGGGAACUCGCAGUGCAAGAAAUCACCUCAAUUUUCACCCAGCACGUUCAAGGAGCGCAAGCCAUUUAUCAGCACACGUUAUUUCGUGAUCAUGCCGGACGCUUGGAAUAUCCCGGAAUCAGCUUCCGUGUGGAUCACGUAUUGAUCAAUGUAACGGAGGAAGAUUGCAAGCCAAGACCCAUCUGGCGUGACCUUCACGGUCGUCCACUACCUUCGCCCACGGCUCUACCCCGUCGUCCAGGUCAAGACAAGCCCUCUGUCUCCAACACAUCAGUUUCUCGAGGCAGUUAUGCGGACGAGAAUCCGUUUUGUGCGGAAAAUAUAGAUGUAACGAACUAUUUGAAUCUGCACUCAUACACCCCACACGAUGACUUUUGUCUGGCCUACGUUUUCACAUACCGUGACUUUUCCGGUGGAACUCUGGGACUUGCCUGGGUGGCCGAACCGAACGGAUCGGGCGGAGUUUGUGAAAAACAUCGCUUGAUGCGUGAAGGUAGUCACAAUGUGUUCAAAAGUUUAAACACCGGAGUCGUGACAUUACUCAACUAUGGUUCUCAGGUCGCCCUAAAAGUUUCCCAACUCACAUUCGCCCAUGAGAUGGGCCACAAUUUCGGCGCGAAGCAUGACGAUGAUCACAAGGACGAACCAUUUGGUUGCUUACCCUCGGUGGAUGAUCCUCGUGGGAAUUACAUCAUGUUCGCCAGCGCCACCAGCGGCGACAAAGAUAAUAAUAAUAAAUUCUCCCUGUGCUCGUUGGAUUCUAUCGCCCGCCUUCUAGGUCGCGUUUUAUCGUGGUAUUCCUCUUACAGACUUCUCUUUCUGCCGUGGUUUCACAACCGGUCCAAUGUUCCCCUACGGCUGGCGAGUGUUGCACUCACAACUGUCAGUUUCGUGGGACGUCACAUCUUUGCCGUGGAGCUGAUGAGUGCUAUCGGUCGGCAUACUGUAAUGGAGUUGAAGCGAAGUGCCCCACUUCUGAACAUCUGCCUGAUGGCACACCUUGCCAGUGUUAGUGACACCGAGUUUGGACGGAUGUGCUCCUCAUCUCUGCGAGUUCAUACUGCAAAGUUCUCAGUUUUGCGUCUCGGUCUCUUACGGGAACAAAACUGUGGUUAUGAUGAAAAUGAUGAUGGUGUUGAUGAUGAUGAUGAUGAUGAUGAUGUUGAUGAUUCUGCUGAUGAUGAUGAUGUUGAUGCUGAUGAUGAAGAUUAUGAGGAUGAUGAUGAUAGUGAUGAUGAUGAUGAUGAUGUUGACGAUGAUGUUGAUGAUGAUGAUGAUGACGUUGAUGUUGAUGAUGACGACGACGAUGAUGAUGAUGAUGAUGAUGAUGUUGAUGAUGACGACGAUGAUGAUGAUGAUGAUGAUGAUGUUGAUGAUGACGACGAUGAUGAUGAUAAUGAUGAUGAUGUUGAUGAUGACGACGAUGAUGAGUGGGACUCCAAUCUGCGCGACAAAUAUCCACAACUGGUGAACGAACUGCUGCGUGACGGACGGGGAACCAAGUUGAAACCAGGUGCUCCGUGUGAUAAUUACCGAGGUUAUUGUGAUGUUUUCCACCGCUGUCGUUCAGUCGAAGCCGAAGGUCCUUUGGCACGUUUGCGGAACUUGCUGUUCAGUCCGCAGGUCCUGGAACAGGUGAAAUCCUGGAUUACAAUGCAUUGGUGGGCUGUUAUCUUGAUAUGCGUGAGCCUAAUCAUUGCUCUGAUCGUGUUUGCCAAGCUUUGCGCCGUCAGUACCCCUCCGUCGCGAUACUACUCCAUCCCGGUGCGGCACACACGAUCUCCCGUCCAGACACCAUCUCACCCCCCAAGAGACUGGAGUGCUCCCUAUCCACCUCCAUCAUUCCACAUGCCAUCUCCUUGGGCCUGGCCCCGUCGCGCUCGUCCAGCUGAUCGCAAUGGAAAACGAGGGCGCCGAACCCCCCGCUCAAAAUCUCUACCUUUCAACCCGUCAUCCUCAAUAGCAACAGAAUCACGGCGUGUGGUUCCCAGUGCACCGUUUCUCGAUCCGAUGGAUUUUCCGCCACCCAAUGCCAGACCAACUCCGAUCAACUGUGCAAUCAGCAGCAGUCGAAAACCGAAUGGUGAAAGAGGUGACAUCGAAUUGAUCCCGUUCGCUCUGCUAGAUUUGUCGCAACCGGCCGCUUCAACAAGCACUGAUAAUCAGGUGGACAGGAACAGGAGAAAUAGUGAAAAACCGAGCAAUAGGCCGUGCGCAAGUCGAAGUUCUGUGCCACGACCCAUGAGCAUGCUUGAUCCAGAUUCGGGUGGCCGCCGCGGACAAGCAAACUCUAGUCAGCAUGUCGCACCAGGAAAGAAAUCCAAGUUACCUUCAAAGAUCAAACGUCCGCGGGACGAGCAUGGCCGCAGACGUCCCGCAUCCCUCGUAGUCGUGGUUGAAGAUCCGUUAACCCUAGUGGAAUCGAAUGAGGAGCAACCGCGUGCCGCCCAAAGUCCUGUGAACUGUGACUCAAGCAUCCCUCCUCCAGCCUAUGAUGACCUUUAAGAAUCGUUGACGGCAGUUCUGUGUCUAACUCGUCGGAAUGACUAUCCGGCUCAACGAAAGCAGCAGGCACCGACCCUUCGUUUCCAUAUUCAAGAAUAAAUAACGGGGUUCCAGUCUUCCAUUCAACGCACAAUUGCAACUAGUGGAACGAACACAAUAGCUUUUUUGUAUUUUACCGUUGUCGUUCUCGUUCCUGUCCCCAUCGUUGGCUUCGUUCGCUUAUUCCAUUGGACGGUGCUUAAUUGAGGCGCCAUCAAGGUGCGCUUCACAGCAAUAUUGUUUUUCCUUUUCAGCUUGUCUAGUCUUUUUCCCGCCUAAUUUUAUAAAAAUUUGUGCAAAG
Messenger RNA from Opisthorchis viverrini, 7375 nucleotides. RefSeq lists its product as hypothetical. Gene Ontology annotation, molecular function: metalloendopeptidase activity. The coding region runs from base 1 to 7035 and encodes 2344 amino acids. The record is from RefSeq and is a predicted model, not a curated record. NCBI's taxonomy places the organism in Eukaryota, Metazoa, Platyhelminthes, Trematoda, Opisthorchiida, Opisthorchiidae. Gene Ontology annotation, cellular component: plasma membrane. The transcript is spliced from 19 exons. Gene Ontology annotation, biological process: membrane protein ectodomain proteolysis; Notch signaling pathway.